Molecule: messenger RNA, 2013 nt
Organism: Ceraceosorus guamensis
Lineage: Eukaryota; Fungi; Basidiomycota; Exobasidiomycetes; Ceraceosorales; Ceraceosoraceae
Exons: 1
Coding region: 1-2013 (670 amino acids)
Source: RefSeq, a predicted model, not a curated record
AUGCGAAUCACUGCUUUCAUCUAUCCACUCACCGCAGGUCUCCCUUUUGCAACCACAGUGGCGGCCACAUGGCUUGCUGGACGAGCGUCACCCGACGAGUCGUCUCUAACGAGGGACGUGGGCCGGCAUCUGGAGGCUGCGGCGACCUCCCUAGUCCAACAUCAGCGGACCACGAAUUCGAUCGCAUCCGCUUCGUCUCCACUACACAACGAUCUCGCGGGAGGCUAUAGCCUCUCCGCGGGAGAUCAUACUCAUCAAGCACACGCGAAAAGCAUUGUUGGCACUUCACAAACCCUCCGAUCGGCUGCUUCGCGCUUUGCGUGGCCACACAAAGACUUUGACGAAGGUCAUACACUGCUGUGGCCCCAAACGCUGCCGCCGCCGCCGCCAAGGUCCGCCUUGACACUGCAGACACAUUCGUGGCAGUCGACUCGCACCGCCUUCGAGCACAAGGCUGGUGCUAGCUCCCCUCCAAGUCAGUCUGACCGAUGGAGCUCUCUUGAUGCGACGCGCGUCGAAGCAGAGUCUACGGGCGACACUCGGAGCCGAGGCAAGCCUCGCGCGGAUCAGACAGGUUCCCGACACUCGCACGUCACGGAUUCGCAGCUGCCAAAGGACUACUUGCAUUUGGAGGGGUCACUCGUGCCAAAUCAACGCAGUGCUGCUCGUCCGCAACGCUCACCGCAUUAUGCACCACUCCACGAUCAUGCGCUGGGUCCUUUGAUCACGCAUCAUAUCGCUUCGACUGCAUCGAUCAGCUCCCCUCUAUCGCAAGUCUGGUCGCACAGUGCAGACCUCGACACUCUGCAUCACUGGUCACCGUCGCCAAAAUCACCUGACAUGUCCGUUGGACAGGCAAACGAGUUUGUCGAUUCUCUGCUCCGCUCGCCCAGUCGCCAGACACUUGCCAUUACGCCUCAUAGCGAUUUGAAGUUGCCGAAUGGGUCGAGUGCAGACGCAGCGGCGCGGAGUAGGGCUGCAUCACGACAAGCGUGUAAGCGUGUUGCAGAAUCGCCCUCGAUCUAUCGCUCAGCACGACCAGGCCAGAACAUGUGCAGCUUUCUUUCGGAAAAGAAGAGGCUCGUGAAAGCUGGUCAAGACACGUCGGCCAUCGAGCUUUGCAUCGCCGCCUUGGCUCGAGAGAAGAAGAUGCCGGUGCCCAAGAAUCAUUACGAGUAUUACGUCGCCAUUCCAAGAUCAAUGAAGAACUCGCUCGAUCCAGCGCAGGAGCACAGCGGAAGCGUAGUCAGCAAAGACAGCGCAUCGGCGGGAGCUCAGAAGAUCGACGACACCUCGAUGUCGCACCGCACACCUCGCCAAACGCCAGGCAUGCGGCGUUUGUACGCGCAGCGAGAUCGCGAGAGGCGCCUAGACGCGCUCCGCGGAUACAAGCAAGGCAGCGGCAGGAGUCAAGAGACCAAAGCGGUACAGGCGGCCAUCGACGCUAAAGCGGUUGCUGCAGGCUUGAGCAAUGCCCCAGAGACGUACGACGAAUGGUUGGCGCGUCCCAGAAUCGUGGGAGAUUCGAGCACGCACAUGCAGUACGGCAUGGCGCAACUGUUCAAGGAGAAGGAGGAAGCGCUUGCCAAGAAGGAGGGCACGGCAGAUGUAGAGUCGCGCAUUGCAAGCCUUGCAGCACAGAACGGGGUGCGAGUCCCAAAUUCCAGCCGUCACUUUUACGUCAUGAUGUUCAGAAAGCGACAACGCGAGCGCGAGAUCGCAGCUAAACUGGGUCAGUCUCCAAAGAAGAGAGCACGAAGAGCAGAGGUGUCUGCGCUACCGCAUGCGCCAUCGGAGUGGGCAAGCACAUCACUUUCGGACUACGGUGUAGCACAACUUUUCCGUUUCCGCGACCACGCUCGGUCAGCUGGCGAGACCGAGCACGCAAAGCGCAUACAAGCUGCCAUCGAUGCGCGCGCCAAGGCGGAAGGAGUGAUUCUCACAGACACUUGGAGAAAUUAUCGGAGAGGCUCGCAUUUGCUGCGUAGAAAAGGCGCGUACGAGAAGACGUAA